This is a messenger RNA of Aureobasidium melanogenum CBS 110374, 2004 nucleotides long. RefSeq lists its product as uncharacterized. Gene Ontology annotation, biological process: positive regulation of transcription by RNA polymerase II. The transcript is spliced from 3 exons. Gene Ontology annotation, molecular function: zinc ion binding; DNA-binding transcription factor activity, RNA polymerase II-specific; transcription cis-regulatory region binding. The record is from RefSeq and is a predicted model, not a curated record. Gene Ontology annotation, cellular component: nucleus. The coding region runs from base 1 to 2004 and encodes 667 amino acids. NCBI's taxonomy places the organism in Eukaryota, Fungi, Ascomycota, Dothideomycetes, Dothideales, Saccotheciaceae.
AUGCCACAGUCGAAACCGACAUCGGCCACUGCCUCCGGAUCUGGAGGCGUGGAGAAGAAUCCUAGAAGAACAGCAAAGAGCCGCAACGGUUGUCAAGUCUGCAAGAUCAAGAGACUAAAAUGCGAUGAGACACGGCCGGCUUGCGACAACUGCACCAAGCGCGGCUAUGAUUGUCCCGGUUAUAGAAAGGCUCUCAAGUGGUCGACGAAGUAUGAAGUCUUGCAGCCUGAUGAACCCGACAGCCAAAAGACAUUUCAUCCUUCCGUGGAAUAUCAUUUCUCAUCUAUCGAUCCGGUAACGUUCGGCCAAGUGUCCACUCUCUCUAAUGAAGAGCCAGCAGAAAGUUAUGAUGGCUACCGAGAAGUCUCUGAAGAAACGGCGCAUCCCACAUUAGUGUCAUACGUCCCACAACCUCAGAAUAUUGCAGGACUAGAACCACAAGGACCUUGUUGCCCUUGGCCGCAACAAUGGUCAGGCUAUCCUGAUGGUGGACACGAGCAAGCCAUGGUCUCGUAUGUUCCUGAUCAGCCAGUCAACCAGAUCAAUGAGAACACAGCAGUCAGUAAUGAGAUCCAAACACUACGGCAGCAACGUCACAACAGCCCAGAGGAAAUGGCUCAAUGGAAGUCAUUGCUUCGGGCUUACUAUCGCAUGGCCACUCCUACCAUAUCGCGAUCUCUCCAGAACGAUAGCACAGGUCUAGUUGAACAUUACUUCCGCGAUAUCUGCGUCCUAUACUCCUCAUUCGACUCGAAACUCAAUCCGUUCCGCACCGUGAUAGGAAAGCUGUGGGAUAGUUCCAACUCGAUCUUCUACGCAAUCCAAAGCAUGGCAGCUGCACACUUGGCCAACCAUAACCCAGGGAUGGAAGUCCAGGGGUUGCAAAUGCAACGGAAAGCAUAUGAAUGCUUGCAACACGAGCUACAGCUAGCACAUGUCAACCAGCAAGUAGACGAUAGACUUCUGCUCACAGUACUGCUGUUGGGUAUGAGCUCGCCAUGGCAUGAGGCCAAUGAUUUAGGGAUGGCCCACCUCAAUGCCGCAAGAGGGCUAAUAUACCCCAGGCUGCUUCGAGAGAAGGGUACCCAGACAGAGGAGAUGACAAGAAACGAUCAAUUCUUUGCCGAAGCCCUCAUUUAUUGGGAAAUGUGUGUUGCUUUUGUGCACAAAGAACCUAUUACUUUGGGCCGGGAGAGACCCAGCGACGAGACACAUUACAAUGAGGCCCGAACGAUAGGCACGAAGGUGAUGCCGCACCCCUGGACGGGUGUAGGCCCCAGAGCACAAGUCCUCUUCGCUGAGGUCGGCCGACUUGUCCGGAACUACCGAGCUAUAUCGUCGCCACUCUCAUAUGGAGCAACAAGCGAGCACGUUGAUCCCACCAAAAUCAUCACUGCAGCCAUGGAGUUCGAGGAAGAACUACUCAAUAUCCGCUGGCCAGCCAUUGACGACCUUGUGGACGUGCAAGAUCAACUUACGGGCAAGCUCGAUUUCAUCAUGGUUGCAGAGUCGACUCGUUGCUCAGCUCUGCUGGAGAUCUAUCGAGUCUUCCCUAACAUAUUGCGCAAUCGACUGCUUAAGAAUGCUGAUACCACUGGAACUACGAGUCAGUUUUUCUUCCCCUUUUGCGGGACGCUUCUCCACCAUGAUCCUCAUGACCCGAAGGCAUGGUUGGUGUCACUAGCACGACAUAUCAUGCUGGACUUGAUUGGCAGCAUUCCACCGACUUCUGGUACACGACCACUUCAACUACUUAUUAUAUUGACAGCGUCCGCUGAACUUCAGUUGUCUGGACCUACGACAGCAUUCUCGCUUAAUGUUUUGCGUGCGAGAGAGCUUGCCACGACCAGGCUGGAAGAGCUCUCCAUGCGGUUGCCUUCGAAGCCUGUGUUCAUGAUCAUCAAGCUUAUAAAGGAAGUCUGGCGCCGAUUUGAUAUUGGUGACGAUAGCGUCUUCUGGCUCGAUGUCAUGCACGAGAAUGGCUGGCAGACCGUUAUCGGUUAG